Molecule: messenger RNA, 9285 nt
Organism: Anopheles funestus (African malaria mosquito)
Lineage: Eukaryota; Metazoa; Arthropoda; Insecta; Diptera; Culicidae
Product: serine-rich adhesin for platelets-like
Exons: 10
Coding region: 755-8986 (2743 amino acids)
Biological process (GO): microtubule anchoring
Cellular component (GO): centriole; cytoskeleton; axonemal microtubule
Molecular function (GO): microtubule binding
Source: RefSeq, a predicted model, not a curated record
GCGCCGAACUCAGUUACAUCUUGUCCGUCGAGCAGUAAGCAAGUGAUCUCUUGCUCCGUCCCAAAAGGGUUGUCGUGUACCGUUGCCGUAAAGGAAGAAGAAAAUAAAAACAUAUAAACACAACCAACUAAACCGGCUGCCUUCUCGCGCAGGCGUAAGCUUACUCUCGUUCUCUCCGCUCGUUAUCUCACUCACCGGUGGUGUACGCAUUGAAAAGCAAAAAUAGUGACAACAAAAGGGGGGUUGUGAGAACCGGGCGGUAAAGCAUCAGCAACCCGUCGACCGUGGGGGUAUUCGUGUGGCCGUGUAUAGGUGUGUGGGGGUUGUUCGUUCGCUCAUAAGCACUGCUGUGCAUCUCGCUGUUGUUCAGUCCAUUCGUGCAACCCGGUGCCAGUGAGUCGUCGAUCUAGUGACCCUGUGCUGUGUGUGCGCCCUGCGAGAUCCCAUCGGUACCGUGCAAACGCGUGAUUACCUCAUCGAGCAAAGUGUGUCAACGCAUGUCGUACGCAUGCAGAUGGUUUUAAAAGUGAUCCCAUCGCGUUAACUGGCCACGAUCAGUGCAAACCGGUGCUACCACACUAUCAACGAAGUGAUAAAUUAAUGUACAGAGUGAAAAUUAUUUAAAAAAAAAGUGUUUAUAAAGCUUUUCCCAUAAAAUACCGUGCUUAGUGAAGAAGAAAACCUUUCGAAAGUAAAUAUUUGUGAGCAAUAUUUGUUACAGUGCGUGUGGCAAAAGCAAAAAUAAACCAGAAAAAUGGGAUUGAAUAAUCGUGAUAAGCAGGCUAAGCUGAAAACUCAGAGUCUACUAGAUUCGGAGCGUGGCGGACAGCAGACGGUGACAACGGUAACCGUGGAUCAUGGUACGGUGGCUUUGCCACUAGAAUCGAUGGCCGUCAGUUCAUCGACAACGAGCAACAGCAGUUCCUCGUUCCAGCAGUCGUCCUCUUCGUCCUCGACGAAGAUGCAGUCCAGUGCGGAAAAAAUUCAAAAAACCACCGACGGUCGUGCCAGUGAAGUGCGUGAACUAAGUUCCAAAAAAGAUGGGCAAAAGUUCAGCUCCGUCAGCAGUAUGCGCAGUGAGGCCAGCAAGUCUAAACAGAUCGAUAACAUCAUCGAAGAGAUACAUCAUAUCGCGAGUGAUACGAUCGGUACAACUGCGAUGAUUGGUGCAGCGGCCGGAUUGGAGCUACCGUCCAAGGUAACACAGAAAACCGUGCUGGUCAGUGCUGGUGAAAGUGGCCGGAAGCAAUCGUUCGUUAGUGACAGUGUGGUUGGGGGUCAUACUACCGUUUCGAGUGUAUCCGGUGACGCUCGUCACGAAGUGAUAUCGACCAUCGGUCCCAGCAAGAUCGAGAUCUCGAAAAUGGCUCUUGAUAGUAGUGCGCUAAGCAGUGUUUCCAGCAGCACCAACAGCAAAGUCAUGCAAAGUAGCAGUGCCAUACAGAAGAAAGAAGAACAAACAUCACACAGCGCGGUGCGUAGUGAAAAGAAUGUGUCCGAAUCCAGUGCAAUCUCCAGUUCCCAAAAGACUGAGUCGAAAUCGACCAAAAGCAUUCACACGUCAUCACAAAGCUCUAGCAAAUCUAUGUCUACGGCACAAAGCAAGACGGCUCAAUCCGUGUCGGAAACAUUCCAAUCGUCUGCACUUGGUGAAAAUGUGCAAUCUACAAAGUCUACCGCUUCCGGGCGGCAGAACGGUGUGCUACCCGUCGAUGGAAAGCAUUCGUCGACAGUACAACACUUGCCCGAUCAUUCCACGUUUGAUCAGAAAUCAUUCCAGCUCGUGGAUGCAGAUGGCAAGACCCGCCAACAAGUUGACAGCCAAAGUUUCUCGAUGGCACAGACACAAGCACCAACGACUAAGGUCUUGUAUGAUGCGGCCGGUAAUCAGAUCACAAGCACUUCCGCGUCGUAUCAGGCUGCCCAGGGCUACAGUACCUCGUCGUUCCAGAGUUCCGAAGGUGGCGACUUGAAACCUUCAACGGACAGAACUGGUAAGCUUGUGGACAAGGAUGGAAAACCUCGUCAGCUUGUUGACAGUCAACGUCAGAUGACGUAUGAUGCUGCAGGCAAUCUGAUCACGAGUUCCUCAUCAUCGUAUCAAGCCGCACAAGGUUAUAGUUCCUCAUCUUUCCACACAACCGAAGGUGUUGAGCAAAAGUCAUCGAACGACAUCAUGACGAGUUCAUCCACAAAACGGGCACAAAAUGUAGCCUCCUCCAAGGCUACGAUGUCCUCUACGACUAAGGAUUCGAUAAUCGAUUCAACCACACUGGACAACUAUUCGGUUCAGCAUGAUUCCUCCAGCGGGCAGCAUUCCAACAAUAUGCUGAUGAAAACAGAAUCAGCCCAUACCGUAGCAAGUCUUUCAUCGGCUCACGAUUCGCUUGCCAAUACCAUCCAGAGCACACAGCUCAUCACGGAAUCGGCUAGCCAGGCUGAACAACGGCAGCAACAUUCCGAAUCGACUAAAACGAUCGAAACGUCCUCACGUUAUACGCAAAUGGACGAAGAAAGCCGUUCCCGCCGGAAGACGUCGGAAUAUCGUGAACAGCGCGAAUCUAACGCCGCUAUUCUGAAACGCAAGAUCUACGACGAGCAUGGCCGUCGACUAAACUUGAUCGAUGAGAAAAUUGUACCAAAAGACGUCGUGACGGCUGAUCUGCAAGACGAUGUAACGAACGUUACCAAAACUUCCUUUGAGGCGAAAAUCUUCAACCCGAAGCUCAAGCGAUGGGAGCUGGUCGAUCAAAAGACGAUUCUUGAAAAAGACAUAACUACCGACAUACCGGUGGAGAUCGUACAGGAACUCGAGGUGGAGCGACCCGAGCUGGCUAACAUCACCACGACAAUCCAAAUGACGAAGGUGUACGAUGCGAAAACCAAGCAGUGGAAAACGAUCGACCAGAAGAAGCAUAUCGAUGUGCUGGAAAAGAUUACCUUCCUCGAGGAAAGUUCCGGACGCUCGGAACUGGAUGAAUCGGAGCGAAGCAAAAACCUUAAAUCCAUGGAUAUGGUGGAUCGAGUGACAAUCAAGGAAGUAAGCGAUUUGAGCGAUGAAAAACGAAGCCAGAUCAGCAAAACCACUAAGCGCAAGGACGAACAAAGCGUACAGGAGCAGUGCAUCUGUGAAAUUUGUACUUGUGGACGACAUAAUUGUUACAACUGUGGUGGAGGAAAUACAACGACACAAACCAAAUCUUCCAAGUAUACUGCCAUGAGCAAUUCGAAAAAUUUUUAUCAUCAAGAAAAUUUCACAUCAGAGCUCAGCGAGCAAAAAUCUUCCGGACGCAGAGGAACAUGGACUAUAGAAGAUGCCGAAGAUCAUUCAAAUCGUCGAGAAUCAUAUACUAUUGAACGAAGCAGUACCACGCAAGAGGUAUCUGACCGAAGACUUACAUGGACAAAGGAAGAUUUCGAAAAACUUGAUAUUGCAAAGCUAAAAGCAGAUUAUGUGCGACCAAAGCCUAUUAAGCAUGAAGAUAAUCUUCGUCCAGAAGGAGACUUCACAGUACCCGAGCGAACAGGAUAUAUUCCAGGGGAACGAGUCAAGCCCAUUCGACAUGAUGAUAAUCUACGCCCAGAGGGAGAAUUCUCUACUCCGGACAAGCCCCAGUACAGACCGGCCGAGCGUCCGAAGCAAGUGCGGCCUACGGACAAUCUUAGACCUGAAGGAGACUUCCAAAAGCCUGAGAAGCCUCAGUAUAUCUCGGCUGAACGUCCGAAACAGAUCAGGCCCGAAGAUAACCUACGUACUGAGGGAGCAUUCCAGUCCCCUGAACGUCCUGAAUAUCGUCCUGGGGAGCGUCCGAAGCCUGUGCGUCAUGAUGAUAACCUUCGUCCAGAAGGAGACUUCGAGCGUCCAGAAAAGACGCCAUUCCGACCGGCUGAGCGUCCGAAGCAGAUCAGACCCGAAGAUAACCUACGUACUGAGGGAGCAUUCCAGUCCCCUGAACGUCCUGAAUAUCGUCCCGGAGAGCGUCCGAAGCCUGUGCGUCAUGAUGAUAACCUUCGUCCAGAAGGAGACUUCGAGCGUCCAGAAAAGACGCCAUUCCGACCAGCCGAGCGUCCAAAGCAGAUCAAGCCCGAGGACAAUCUCAGACCUGAAGGAGACUUCCAAACCCCUGAGAAGCCUCAGUAUAGACCGGCCGAGCGUCCGAAACAGAUCAGGCCCGAGGAUAACCUACGUACUGAGGGAGAGUUCCAGACUCCGGAACGUCCUGAAUAUCGUCCUGGAGAGCGUCCGAAACCUGUGCGUCAUGACGAUAACCUUCGUCCAGAAGGAGACUUCGAGCGUCCAGAAAAGACGCCAUUCCGACCGGCCGAGCGUCCAAAGCAGGUCCGACCGGAAGACAACCUUCGUCCGGAGGGCGAUUUCUCUACUCCAGAGAAGCCCCAGUACAGACCGGCCGAGCGUCCGAAGCAAGUAAGACCCGAAGAUAACCUUCGUCCAGAAGGAGAUUUCGCAACGCCUGAGAAGCCCCAGUACAGACCGGCCGAGCGUCCGAAACAAGUACGACCACAAGAUAAUCUUAAGCCAGAAGGCGAUUUCGAAAGGCCUCAACCUACAAUUGUUGGAAAAGCCGAGAGAGCUCAAAUCGUUCGCCAUGAAGAUAAUCUUUACAUGGAAGGCAACUUUGAACGCACUGAGAAAACGGUAUACAUUUCUGGUGAGCGACCAAGACCUAUUCGUCCCGAUGAUAACCUUCGUCCAGAAGGAGACUUCGAGCGUCCCGAGAAAUCUCCUUUCCGACCGGCCGAGCGUCCGAAGCAGAUCAAGCCCGAGGACAAUCUCAGACCUGAAGGAGACUUCCAAACGCCUGAGAAGCCUCAGUAUAGACCGGCCGAGCGUCCGAAGCAGAUCAAGCCCGAGGAUAACCUACGUACUGAGGGAGAGUUCCAGACUCCGGAACGUCCUGAAUAUCGUCCUGGAGAGCGUCCGAAGCCUGUGCCUCAUGACGAUAACCUUCGUCCAGAAGGAGACUUCGAGCGUCCAGAAAAGACACCAUUCCGACCAGCCGAGCGUCCAAAGCAGGUCCGACCGGAAGACAACCUUCGUCCGGAGGGCGAUUUCUCUACUCCAGAGAAGCCUCAGUACAGACCGGCCGAGCGUCCGAAGCAAGUAAGACCCGACGAUAACCUUCGUCCAGAAGGAGAUUUCGCAACGCCUGAGAAGCCCCAGUACAGACCGGCCGAGCGUCCGAAACAAGUACGACCACAAGAUAAUCUUAAGCCAGAAGGCGAUUUCGAAAGGCCUCAACCUACAAUUGUUGGAAAAGCCGAGAGAGCUCAAAUUGUUCGCCAUGAAGAUAAUCUUUACAUGGAAGGUAACUUUGAACGCACUGAGAAAACGGUAUACAUUUCUGGUGAGCGACCAAGACCUAUUCGUCCCGAUGAUAACCUUCGCCCAGAAGGAGACUUCGAGCGUCCCGAGAAAUCUCCUUUCCGACCGGCCGAGCGCCCGAAGCAGAUCAAGCCCGAGGACAAUCUCAGACCUGAAGGAGACUUCCAAAAGCCUGAGAAGCCUCAGUAUAGACCGGCCGAGCGUCCGAAGCAGAUUAGGCCCGAGGAUAACCUACGUACUGAGGGAGAGUUCCAGACUCCUGAGCGUCCUGAAUAUCGUCCCGGAGAGCGUCCGAAGCCUGUGCGUCAUGACGAUAACCUCCGUCCAGAAGGAGACUUCGAGCGUCCUGAGAAAUCUCCUUUCCGACCGGCCGAGCGUCCGAAGCAGAUCAAGCCCGAGGACAAUCUCAGACCUGAAGGAGACUUCCAAAAGCCUGAGAAGCCUCAGUAUAGACCGGCCGAGCGUCCGAAGCAGAUUAGGCCCGAGGAUAACCUACGUACUGAGGGAGAGUUCCAGACUCCGGAACGUCCUGAAUAUCGUCCUGGAGAGCGUCCGAAGCCUGUGCGUCAUGACGAUAACCUUCGUCCAGAAGGAGACUUCGAGCGUCCUGAAAAAUCUCCUUUCAGACCGGCCGAGCGUCCAAAACAGAUUCGUCCUGAAGAUAAUUUAAGGUCUGAAGGAACCUUUGAAAAACCUGAGAAGGUUGUAUAUCGUCCGGCAGAAAGACCACAGCAAGUGAAGCCACAGGAUAAUUUGAAGCCAGAAGGCGACUUCGAACGACCUAAGCCAAGUCCUGUGGGUAAACCAGAUCGUGCACAGAUUAUUAAGCAUGAAGAUAAUCUACGGAUCGAAGGAAGCUUCGAAAGAGUAGAAAAAACAGUAUUCGUCGCAGGAGAACGUCCAAAACCAAUCAAACCUGAUGACAAUCUACGCCCGGAAGGAGAUUUUCAAACUCCAGAGAAACAACAGUAUCGUCCAGCUGACAGACCGAAACAAAUCAAACCUCAGGACAAUCUUCGGCCAGAAGGAGAUUUUGAACGUCCACAAAAAUCCACAGUCGGGCCCGGUGAACGCCCCAAACCCAUUAAGCAUGACGAUAACCUACGGCCGGAGGGUACAUUUGAAAGACCUGAGAAGGCUACUUUUAAGCCAGCUGAAAGACCGAAACAAAUACGUCCGGAAGAUAACUUGCGCACUGAGGGCGAAUUUGAAAAACCCGAAAAGCCACAGUUCCGCCCAGCCGAGCGUCCGAAACAGGUAAAACCUCAGGAUAAUUUGCAAAUUGAAGGAGAUUACAAUACAUUCAAGGAAUACAACGAACUGAAACAGCGAAAGGAAGCCGUACUGAAAGAGGUUCAUGAGCCAACUAUUGCCGAUGGUACCGUGCUAGUGACCACACAAACAGUUACAACUAUCCUGAAAGGAGAAAAGAAGCAACCUACGGGCAAGCAAAUUACAACCAGUGAGGUACAUGACCAUGCUACCCGUUCAGAAUCGGAAUCAUUCACGCACAGCCAUACACAACAGCAGCAUCUUACCAGUGAGCAGGUUUCUAGUUCUACUGCCAUCAACCGAGCGCAGCGCAAUGAAGCUAGCAUCAACGAACGCGAUCGCACCACCUCGCAACGAUCCACGACGAAACAUUCGCAAUCGAUUCAAGACGUUUCGGACCGAAAUGUUGCCGAAUUGAUAACCAAUCAAAACCAGCGCCACGUGGUGAAUGCCCAAACCAUGGUCAGCGGAAUGACACAGCAGCAAAGUCACAGUCAGAGUGUUAAAUCGUCAUCGUCCAGUUCGAAACUACACCAGACCAGUUCCUCCAUGCAGCAACAUUCAUCUAACAGUAGCAGUACCCAAGUACACCAGGACUCGCUGCAUCAUUUACACCAGGGAAAUGUACACCACACACAUACAAAUGGUACAACACUUGCAUCAUCCGAUGAUGUUCCAAAAGGACCACAUCAUCAUACGCGGGAACAAGUUACCGGCUCUCAAGUGUCUUCUUCUAGCAGCAAGAUCGUCAUCGAUGGAAAGGUUGUAACAGAUAAGUCUGCAUCAUCAAAGCAGGCAACAGAGAAGCUCGCGAUCGACGGUGUUGUUGUGACGGACAAAAGCUUCGUUGAAAGGCAGAAAGCUGGAUUCGAUGGUAUGGAAAGCAUUUCAAGCGGUCAGACCAAAACAGGGCAUAGUACACAGGGCGCGAGCAGCAUCCUUCACGACACAGCCACCAGUUCCAUUGGAAGUCAUGCGACUUCAAAAUCUCACAGCCAAAUGCGCUCGACGAACAAUAUCAUUCACUCGGAAUCGACCAAUGGGCAUUCGGUGGAACGGCGAAACGGUGCACAGACAGCAAGCGCGGGUCGAACUUCAUCCGGUCAAAUAACGGAAACACAGGUGAAGAAACUGAUCGGUGGAAAAUGGGUAACAAAGACGAUCAAGACGGAAAAUAAGGCGUUGGCUAGCGACCAACAUCAGCACGGUUCCGAACACGGCGCUAGUAAGAUGUCGAUCUCUGAUCAGGCGAGUCGUCAGCAGCAGCAUAGCAAGGUUUCUGGUGCGGAAUUGCAUACGCAAACUGCCUCCAGCUCUAGUUCAGUGGUGAGCAAAUCUGAAUCGAGUAGUACUGUGAUUAGCGAUAAGGUUACACAGCGUGGCGUUCGUACGGGUGAAACGACAACCGUAUCCGCUGGAUCACCGUCCGGACGCACAGGCGCUCGGGGCAGCUCCAGCAUUGUCCUGGGAGAGUCAACGGUAGAUAGCAGCUCCUCGAAACGACAGCAAGCGACCAGUACCACCAAGUUGAUCGGAGGCAAACUGGUGCACAUGGCCAAUUCGAACGACACCAAUAAUAACUCCUCCACGGGAGCGGUCAAAUCGUCCUCGAUCAACGCAUCGAACGCUCAUCAUUCUACGCUGCAAGAACAUUUGUCCUCCCAGACAGCAUCCUCAACGUCCGCAUCAAACGUGAUGAAGUCUAGCAAAGCAGAAUCAAGCAGCAGCAACACACAACCACAACAGCACUACAAUCGAAAGAACACGUUUGCGUCGUCCGAAAACGUUAACAAUUCGAUCCUUUGCCGACCGGCACAGACUGCCACGGCCACAUCGACACAGCAUACCGCAAACGGGGUCGGUGGCAUGAGCGUAUCCGGUUCAAUCCAGCGCAAGAGUAUCUCCAAUCUGAACGACAGUGCGAUGUACUCGACCACGAAUCGCACCAGCUACAGUUCGCUACACCGCCGAGGCAAGGAAUCGGCCGAGUCAAGGAUGCAGGACUACGUGAAGACGCUCGAAACCGGAACCAUCACGAAUCGUACGGUGCGUGGCCAGCCCUGUCCGCCACCAACCCUGGCUGGUACGGGAUUGAACAGCAGCAGUACUAUGACCUCGAGCUCCGCCACAUCCGCUGCGAAUCAGAAAUCGCUUCGUGAUUACCACUCGGCCAUGAAUGUGACACGCAGCUCGACGAAAGCGAAUGCAUCCAGCAUUUCGUUCGGGGACAACAAAUUCCACGGAACCAGCUCCUACAACGUCCAGUACAUCCAGCAACAUGAAGGACGCUGUCCAGCCGCCGCACACGACAAUUUAAAGCUGUCGAAGGUCACUAAACAGCACACAUACUAUGUGCGAGACAAGAAGUAGAUAUCUGGCUUAAGUUGAUUUUUCAUUUCAUUUAAUUUGCUUUGUUCUUUUGAUUCGCUCUAAUGUUUGGAUGAAAUCCAUUCUGUAGUCUGACAGUCUUAUGGCUUAUACAUUUAUUGAACUUUAUCAACGACUCUUACGACAACGAAACGUUCUGUAUUCUCUUCAAACACUCCAGAGAAAGACUAAUCGUCGAAUAUAAGUGAUGCAAUCUAUAUGUAAUGCAUUAUUAUUCUCAACAUGUUAUGAUAGUUUAUGCUUUUUUAAUAAAACCAAAAAAAUAACAUAACUAUGAACAA